AUGAUCGAGAGGAAAAAUAUGGGGAGAGUUUCCCCUUUCCUGCUGGUGCUAUUGGCCCUCGGGUUUAGCUUUGCAACCUAUAACUUGUUAACUUUGGUAAUACGCUACAAGACCUCCUUCAAUUCAGGGGAGGGAGCAGGUUUCUCUGAUCCUGUUAUCGCGAUGCCUCAGAACGUGAGGAAAUUAGGGAAGUCGAAUUUGAAGUACCAUGUGGCGCUUACUGCAACUGAUGCUCCUUACAGCCAGUGGCAGUGUCGGAUUAUGUACUAUUGGUACAAGAAGAUGAAAGAUGCGCCUGGAUCGGAUAUGGGGAAGUUCACCAGAGUUUUGCAUUCGGGGAAGGCUGACAAUUUGAUGGAUGAGAUCCCGACAUUCAUUGUGGAUCCUCUUCCAGAGGGUCUUGAUCGGGGAUAUAUUGUCUUGAAUAGACCGUGGGCCUUUGUUCAAUGGCUGGAGAAGGCAACAAUCGAGGAAGAUUAUAUCUUAAUGGCUGAGCCAGACCACAUAUUUGUCAAUCCCUUGCCGAACCUGUCUAAUGGAGACAACCCAGCAGCAUUUCCCUUUUUCUACAUCAAACCAACAGAUCAUGAGAGCGUUGUUAGGAAGUAUUAUCCCAAGGACAAGGGUCCAGUAACUGAUGUUGAUCCCAUUGGAAAUUCUCCUGUGAUAAUUAAAAAGACCUUGCUGGAGGAAAUUUCUCCCACAUGGGUCAAUGUAUCAUUGAGGAUGAAAGAUGACCCAGAGACCGACAAAGCAUUUGGUUGGGUGCUGGAAAUGUAUGCUUAUGCUGUAGCAUCAGCGCUACAUGGUGUGCGCCAUAUUCUUCGUAAGGACUUCAUGAUACAGCCACCAUGGGACUUGGAGGUUGGGAAAACCUUUAUUAUACAUUAUACUUAUGGCUGUGACUACGAUUUAACGGGUAAAUUAACUUACGGCAAGAUCGGAGAAUGGCGCUUUGACAAGAGAUCAUAUCUCCGUGGUCCUCCGCCAAGGAACCUCUCAUUGCCCCCACCAGGAGUUCCGGAAAGUGUGGUGAGGCUCGUAAAAUCGGUAAAUGAAGCCACAGCAAAUAUACCAGGCUGGGAGCCAACAGAAAGUAACAACUGA
Linum trigynum is the source of this 1107-nucleotide messenger RNA. The record is from the annotation of a GenBank genome assembly. Lineage: Eukaryota; Viridiplantae; Streptophyta; Magnoliopsida; Malpighiales; Linaceae.